CGAGCACAGCAGAAGUGAAGACCGGAUAGUCACGAGAAAAUCCUUAUAAAUUUCUUGAGUUUAAAAUUCCCUAGCCACUUCUGAUAACGUCUUCCUCACAGGGUGGGAGACUAUAAGAGAACUACAGAAAAUACCUGCUUCCAAGGUACCUGGAAAAGGAGUGAAAUCUCCAAACAGUGUUUUUCUGAUAAUAAGCCCUAAACUCUGAUACCCAUGGAUGCUGCAGAAUUCCGCAAGAGAGGGAAGGAGAUGGUGGACUAUGUUGCAGAUUACCUGGAGAAGAUAGAUAAAAGACAGGUCUUCCCAGAUGUGGAACCAGGAUACCUAAGGCCCCUCAUCGCAGACUGUGCACCCCAGGAGCCUGAGAGCUUUGAGGAUAUCUUUAAAGACAUUGAGAAGAUCAUUAUGCCAGGGGUGACUCAUUGGCACAGUCCGUACUUUUUCGCCUACUUCCCUGCAGCCUCUUCCUUCCCAGCUCUUCUUGCAGAUAUGUUGUGUGGUGGAAUAGGAUGUGUGGGCUUCUCUUGGGCUGCAAGUCCAGCUUGCACAGAGCUAGAGACUGUCAUGCUGGAUUGGCUAGGGAAGAUGAUUAAUUUGCCUCAAGAGUUUUUGGCUGGGAAGGAUGGCCAAGGUGGAGGAGUCAUUCAGGGUAGUGCAAGUGAGGCCACCCUGAUUUCACUGCUUGCUGCUAGAACAAAAACCAUCAGACGGGUGCAGUCAGAAAAGCCUGAGCUAACAGAAGCAGAGAUUAUGGGCAGGUUGGUGGCUUAUGCUUCUGAUCAGGCUCAUUCAUCUGUGGAAAGGGCUGCAUUAAUUGGUGCUGUGAAGAUUAAAAGUGUUCCUUCAGAUGAUACAUUUAGUGUUUGUGGUUCAACCCUGAAGAAGGUUCUGGAUGAAGACAAAGCUGCUGGUCUUAUACCGUUCUUUUUCUGUGCAACUCUUGGAACCACACCUUGCUGCUCCUUUGACAAACUGUUAGAACUGGGUCCUAUUUGUAAUAAGGAAAAUAUCUGGAUGCAUAUUGAUGCAGCCUAUGCUGGGAGUGCAUUCAUCUGCCCUGAAUUCAGGCAUCUUUUAAAUGGAGUGGAGUUUGCAGAUUCAUUUAACUUUAAUCCUCACAAAUGGCUCCUAGUGAAUUUUGACUGCUCUGCUAUGUGGGUGAAAAAAAGAUCAGAUUUAAUAGGUGCCUUUAAAUUAGAACCUCUUUACCUGCAGCAUCACCAUCAGGAGUCUGGUCUUGUAACAGAUUAUCGGCACUGGCAAAUCCCCCUGGGCAGGAGGUUCCGCUCCCUGAAGCUUUGGUUCGUGCUGAGGAUGUACGGGGUCAAGGGGCUGCAGGAGCACAUCCGCAAGCACGUCAGGCUGUCACAUCAAUUUGAACACUUAGUCCUUCAGGAUGAAAGAUUUGAGAUCUGUGCUGAGGUUGUCUUGGGACUAGUCUGUUUUCGGCUGAAGGGCUCAAAUAAACUAAACGAGGCACUUCUUAAAAGCAUUAACGAGGCCAAGAAGAUUCAUCUGGUCCCAUGCCACCUGCGAGAGAAGUUUGUGCUACGUUUUGCUAUUUGUUCCCGCACAGUGGAAUCCACCCACAUCAAGUUUGCCUGGCAGCACAUCUCACAGCUGGCAACCGACCUCCUGAAAACAUGGGAGCAAAACCACCACCAGCAGUAACAGCAGUGAAGUACAAGUGGAGAUGAGGCAAUUAACUGGCUUUCUCUGUGUUGCCAAGUUUUAUUUUAGGGGCAGGUGGGAAAGUAAAAUUAUGAAGGAAAAAGAUACAAAACCUGUUGUUAUAUAGCCCAGCUGCAGUAGCAAAAUCCUUGCCAGCAAGUUGUGUUGUAACCUUAGUCAUUCACUGUAGUUUCAUCUUGCCUGUUUCCAGGAUGCACAUAGCCAAGGAGACUCGAGCUGUCAUUUCUUACCAGUUUGUAACCAAGAGCAUUUAUUCAACCAGGCAAUGGAAACGGAAGGGUUAGUGCUCCCUCUGUUGUCCCCACUCUCCUCUAGCACACCCAUUCCUUCCUUCACAGAUGAAACUGAGAGGUGUUAUAACCAAUGAAUUUAACAUUGCUAUGGCUUUAGAAGAAAUCCAACUUGGGGAAGUUCAGUAACCUGUUUGUCUCUUAUCUAAAUAGCCACACACAAAUGUCAUUGUUAGAAUUUGGGGCACUGUCAUGUCAUGACAUGCUGCAGUAAUUUUGUAAAUGAGCAAAGGACAAAGGACUUCCAAGACUUCCUUCACUGCAUAGCCACAUUGGGGGAGUGACCACUAACUGAACACUACCCAUCCUUCCGGCAGGUUCUCUACUUUCCCCUAAAGGGUUAGCUUUUAAAACAGCCAUUUUAUCAAAUAUCAGCAAAGAGGUUAUGCUGGCUUUUGGUUUCCACUUUGAUCAUUCAUAAUGAAGCCUCUGAACUCUCCUCCUGAAGAGUUUUGUCAAAAGCCAUGUGCUACCUGGCAUUCUAUAUUUAUAACCAAGUUACUGUAAGCAGUGAUUACUUGAAAAUAAACUGUAAGAUAUGUUCUGUGAAAUUAAGUUAUUAUUUAUUUUUAUGGCUACCAUUCUGCUUACUUCAUUGUGUAAUAAAUCUUUGAGAAAAUGAGCUUAGAAAUCUGAUGGCAAAAAAAAUGUUACUUUUCGUUUCUCAAAUUAGCUAACAAAGGACAAUAGAAAUUAAGAGAACUGACACCCGAAAUAUGCAGUGGUUCCCCCUUCAGUGGUUUUCUUCCAUUAACAAUGAUGUGUGGAAUACGAAAAUAUUGGAAAACAACUGUUCACAGAAAAAGUUGUGUACUUGACACAAACCAUUUAUAUGUCAUCCUGUUGAAGGCAGGUACAGUAAAGAGCUAAAAUGAAAGUCAGAAGUGAAAUGAAAGUCAAAGCAAUAUUUGACUUUAAGAAAUACUUUUACUGUUUUUUAAAACAUAAAUUCCAGACAAGUAUUUCUAUACAAAUAAGAACAACCUAAUUAGCUACUCCAAGAAAAAUAAUAUGUAGGAUUAAUUUCUACAUCUGCAUUUUAACCUUCCUUUUACUGCUCAUAUUACUUCUAAAGCAUCUUGAACAACUUACACAAUUAUUCAGUUUUCUUCCUCCAUGCCUUGUGUAUACACUUCCUACGGCUGGGAAGUCGCAAGUAGACCAUGAAACAUGGAAUGGGACAGUUAAUUUGGCACACAGUCUGCUCCUACUCACUGUCUUUCCAGAAGGGAUUAACGAAUUUGAAUAUGGACUGUGUGGAUUUUUCUGUUGAUUCUUAAUCUCUCACUUCUGAGGUGCAAACUAGGAAGGACUACUAUUUCUUUAAGAAAUCGAUUUCCCAGGGAACAGAUGAAGAAGGGGAUGACAAAUCAAUCUGGCAAAACCCUGUAAUAUUUGAGGAGAUGACUGACCCAUUUCACAAGACACUACUCUCAUCUACAGUAUCAGAAAUUUUGAUAGCAUCAUUCUCUUUAGCAGAACCAAUAUGAAAUUAAGCUUUUCUGUAGUAAAUGCAAUAGAUUGGCAAACUGAAGAGAGCAGAAAAUGCUGGCAGUUGUUUCCUUUCUCCGUUAGUCUUUUUUAAAACAACAUUCCUUCAUUCUCAUGACCUGGAAAACAAUGUUCAUCCAUAGCACAUACGGUCCACACUGAUACAAUUUUACAACUUUUACAUUAUGAAAACUCUAGAAUCUUGGAGCCAGAGAGGAAUUACACCUUGUCUAUGAGACAGACCGGUAUCUUGCAUGUCAAAUGUAUAACCAGGUCCAUCCAGGGAUAAAAGAAAAAAAAAAAAAAAGAUCAGAUUUGGAUCAAAGCUAUCAUAGAGUAAAUCCAGGAUAAUUCCACUGAAAUGAAAUGGAAUUGCUUUGGUCUUAGCCAACUAUAAUUGAGAUUAAAAUCUGACUAUUAAGUAUUGGAAAAGAAAGGCAUAAGGUAAGACAACACUAAACAUAAGAAGAUUUUUGUGGAAGUCCUCUCCAUGGAAACCAGAGCAGAGGUGGGUGAUGCACACCUGUGUGAACCUCAAACUGCUGUAAAACUGCGAUGCAGGCAGGAUGCGCAUCCAAACUCGGGAGAAGUGAAAUGUUCCCAACAGACCAGAAAUUAGAUAUAAAUCCCUCCCUUCUGAAAUUCUGGGAUGAUUUGAAUAUGUAACUAGUGAAGGCCUUCAAAGCAUUCAGUCUCUAAUACCCUCUUUUUCCCAUGGGAUAAUUCCUUUGUAAACUAUUAAUGUUAGGUCAUCUGAAAAGGAAAUCUGGGCUAUGUAGUCAACUCAAGAACAAGUGCUGAAAAGAACAUUUUGAAAGAAGAAUAUAACUGCAGUUUCUGUUCUGUAACUUUGCAACAUAUCUGUAAGUGAGAAACACUGUAUUUACGAAUAGUAUGUUAACCUGCAUUUAUUGUGCCUUUUGUGCAAAAGCUAAUACAGUCUGUGCCGAUUAAUACUGUUUGAUAUUAAAAAUAAUUACAAAAUCUCAAAAUUGUACUUUAGUAGAAUACCCACAUCUCAAGGACAACUGUGGCUAUUAGAGGAGGAGGAAAAAAGCUAACUUUUCAGUAACCACAAUUUAUUUUUUUUAAAACUAGCAGAGUACUAGUACAGUAUUUACAUUCUUAAUGACAGAUUAUAUUUUAUUACUGAUGGUGAAAUAUUGAAAAGAUAUGUAUUUAUGAAAGUAUUGGUAAUAUAUUAUACUCUGAACUGCAUUAUAAAUAUUAAAUUUCUAAUUUACUCUUGCCUUUACAUAUAAGAUUCUGGUCACGGUUGUUGUUUUGUUGUUGCUAUUGUUUCUUGUAAGGAUAACAUAUGUGAUGAGCAGUACUCACACUGCAGUUGCCUUACAGCAGCAGUCUAAACCUUGAGAGGUAUAAACUUCAAUUGCUCAAAGACAGAAUGAGAAACAAAAUUGAGAACCCUGAUGACCUGGGUGGUUGGUGGGGGCAGAUUAAAUAACCAUCAAUAGAUAAUAUCUACAUAGCAUAUGUAGAGUUUGUGUGACUUAAAUGGAGAAAUAAUCAGAUGUUUAAUGCUCUAAUUGUAAUUUGUGAGCUGUUGACUUCCUUUAAAAUCUAUGUCCAAACCGUGCUGGACAGACAUGCAGUUUUUAAUUGGCAACAUUAAUAAACAGAAAC
Messenger RNA from Myiozetetes cayanensis, 5117 nucleotides. RefSeq names its product dopa decarboxylase (gene DDC). Gene Ontology annotation, biological process: serotonin biosynthetic process; catecholamine metabolic process; amino acid metabolic process. The transcript is spliced from 14 exons. Bases 214 to 1671 code for a protein of 485 amino acids. NCBI's taxonomy places the organism in Eukaryota, Metazoa, Chordata, Aves, Passeriformes, Tyrannidae. Gene Ontology annotation, molecular function: aromatic-L-amino-acid decarboxylase activity; pyridoxal phosphate binding. The record is from RefSeq and is a predicted model, not a curated record.